AUGGCUGAGAAAAUUGUUAGCAUAAAUAAUUCUACCAUAAACGAAAACGAGGAAGAAAUAGAAUUGAAAAAAAAAAUAACACUUAAAUUAGAAGAUGUUUCACAUUUUAUUCAAAAAGAUCUCGUAAUUGAUUUAAUAAACUCUAAAUCAUUUGGAAUGUUCAAGAGGUUUAAUAUUUCUACAAAGUUUUUGACUAUUGAUCCGGCUCAUUGGCAUAACCAAGAUGACAAUAAAAUUGGAAAAGAAAUUAUAAAAUCAUUAAAAAUCGUAAAUGACACAGCUGAGAGAGGAGUCAAGCUAAUGGAAGAAUACAAUCACAAAUUUACAAAAAACGAAGAACAAAAACAAUUCGUAUUGCAGACUGUUCAAGACUCAAAGUAAUAUCCACAAAGUGAUAGAAAAACGCUCAAGAAACCAUUUUAG
Molecule: messenger RNA, 423 nt
Organism: Metopolophium dirhodum (rose-grain aphid)
Lineage: Eukaryota; Metazoa; Arthropoda; Insecta; Hemiptera; Aphididae
Source: RefSeq, a predicted model, not a curated record